GCAGCAGAAGCAGCACCAGCAUGGGGCUGGAAGAUUUUAGUUUUCCACCUCUUUGAUUGACAGCUCCUGUAGCAUGAAGUGCUGGUGAGUGCACAUGACUGGGUCUUGUUAAUCUGCUAUAGCACUGCUCAUGUCAGAUCCAGCUCUUAAAAUCCUUGUGAAAUACCUCCUCAUGCUGAUCAGGGUUCUCAACUAGGACAGGCACAGAGAGCGAUUUAUCCUUUUACAACACUGCUGGAGAUUUCCAGUGUAUUGCACAGACGCAACAAAAGGCACUAGCCUGGCUUCUGGUCUGCAGCUGUUUCUGUAAUUAAGAGAUUGAGAAUUUAGGUACCUAAUCUAAUAUGUAGGGAAUGUGUUCUUUUUAAAAUACUUUUGUCGGGUGACUAGGGAGAGGAGGAAUGAAGUCUGAUUUCCGAGCAACUGAAGUGAGAAAUUGAAGAAUCUUAAUAGAGACUGUACCCUGGUGAAGAUUUAUUGCAAGACAACAGUGGAGUGGAAUUCAAUCUGUUUUGCUGUUUCACUUGCCAGUGACUAUUAUUUAUAAUAUAUAAAUAUAUAUGUGCAUAUGCUUGCGGACUGUCUUUUGAAAUUGGAAGAUAUUAAAGCUGUUUUUUUAAAGCUUCCUUCUUUAGUGGAAUACAGGGCUGAAUCAACGGAUCUGAAUUGGUAGAAACAGGCUGAUUUCAAAGGUUUCCUGAGAAUGGUAAAUGAUCGAUGGAAAAUCAUGAACACUGUUUCAGAGCUUGAAGAUGGACAACAACACAAACCUCAGACAUUCUGCGAGUGUGUCCCCAGCUCAGCUCAGAUCCAACGCCAUUGGUCAGAAUUUGAUACAGAGAGGCAAAACUCAAAGAGGAUGAGCUGUGGCUACCUUCUCUGCACCAUUCUCCUCUUCGUGGCCGUGCUGCUUGCCAUAACGGUGACGGGCACCAUCUUGUUUAUGAACCACUACCAUGCCGCCGUGACGGAAGGCCCGCCACUCAUCAGCACCAACAAGGACGAGAACACCGCCUUGGUGACGGUGGAGAAGGUCGACGGCUCCCGGAUAAACAUCUUCAUCGACCCCAACUGCCCCGACUACAACAGCAACUUCCUGCGCCUGGAAGGGGUACAGACGUCUCUCUUGCACUCCCUGACAGACCACGACUCAGACCUGAAGUCGGUGAAGGGUCAGGACAGGGCCCUGCUGGCAAGACUGGCAGAAGAGGUCAGCAAGCUGUCAGCAUACACCGGGCAGCUAAAAAUGGAUUACGAGGCCCUGAGAAGAGGCCAGGGCACUCUGGGGCAAGAGCUGAGCACCCUCCAAACAGAACAGGGCAGGUUGAUUCAGCUGCUGUCCGAGAGUCAAAUCAACAUGGUGAAGGUGGUGAACUCAGUGAGCGAUGCCCUGAACUCCAUGCAGAAAGAACAGGGAGGCAUUAAAACACGUCUGAAAGCCGACCUGCAGAAGGCCCCUGCCAGAGGAGCGCGACCCAGAGGCUGUGCCAAUGGCUCCCGGCCCAGAGACUGCUCUGACAUUUACACAAGCGGACAGAGGGAAGAUGGCAUCUACUCUGUGUUUCCAACUCAUUAUCCUUCAGGGUUCCAGGUCUUUUGUGACAUGAGCACAGAUGGAGGAGGGUGGACGGUUAUCCAGCGUCGGGAGGAUGGCUCUGUGAAUUUCUUUAGAGGAUGGGAUGCAUACAGAGAAGGAUUUGGAAAGAUAACUGGGGAGCACUGGCUAGGUAUGAAGAGGAUCCAUGCCUUGACGAUGCAGGCUAACUACGAGUUGCGGAUCGACCUGGAAGACUUUGAGAACAGCACAGCGUUUGCGCAUUACGGCACGUUCGGGGUGGGCUUGUUCUCGGUCGACCCUGAUGAAGAUGGAUACCCACUGACUGUAGCGGAUUACUCUGGAACUGCAGGCGAUUCGCUGCUGAAGCACAACGGGAUGAAAUUCACCACAAAGGACAGAGACAACGACCACUCGGAAAACAACUGCGCGUCUUUCUACCACGGUGCCUGGUGGUACCGGAACUGCCACACCUCCAACCUGAACGGGCAGUACUUGAAGGGGCACCACACGUCGUACGCGGACGGGAUCGAGUGGUCCACCUGGACAGGGUGGCAGUACUCACUGAAAUUCGCCGAAAUGAAGAUCCGACCAAACAAGGACGACAGCAAGUGAUGAGGAAUAAAACAAACAUGUAAAAAACACACUUCGCUCUUUGAGAAACCGUAAUGUUCAGUACUGUACGUCAUGAUAAUGAGGACUUUCUUUCAGCUUGUUUUAUCUUUUGAAAACAUCCCAGAUCACACUGUAUUGUAGGGUGUUUACCUUGCGACGGGCAGGAAAUAUCAGCGUUGUCUCAACUAAGGUAGACAGUAUUUCUUGUUUAGAAUUCAGAGUGUAUCAUUAUCAGUUCCCACUGUCAUAUCCUGGUGACGUUUUAAAUGUAAAAAAGCACCCCUGUGAACUCAACAGAGCUCUUCGAAUCAUGUCUAACAUAACUACAGUCGGUGCACCUGUCCCCCUGCACAACCCUGUCCCUGCAUGCAAGUGCUGCAGGGGGGGCAAAUUAUUUACUACAUCCUGGUGUACCCGAUGCACUUUGAAUUCAGACAUGGUGUGCUCUAGUAGGGACAGAGGGGAAUCAAAACAACGAAAUACAUAACUUAACUAUUUCCUACCUUUACCAAGUUGCAUUAAAUACUUGAUGAUGUUUUGUUAUUAUUACUAUUUAUUUAUUUAUUUAUUUAACAUUGUUAGAUAAAAUGAUUAAUUUGGGAAUAGGGAACGUCUCAACAACUAUUUACUGUAUCACACACAGAGGCAUUACCUUCAGACAUGGUGGAAGCGCAUCUACCCUUUUAAUAGAUCAGAACAGGUCUAGUUUGUUUUGCUGCAGAAUGAUUUGAGCAGUCCCUGUCUUUGCAACCUGGGAGACGGACUUGAUUCAAGCUACCUCAUAAAUGUGAAGGGAGUAAGUCCUAGAGGUGUCACGCCACACUAGAAUCAGAAUACCAAACAGCUUGAUGGCACAUGAGCAGUAGAGCUGGCCCUAGGGGACGUUAUGGAGGUAUGUCACUGGUUACAUAUCAAGAAUAAGUCCCAUUUAUUCAUCAUUCUCUAGCCCAAGGGUGGCCAAUCCCGGUCCUGGAGGGCAAUUCCACUCCAGGUUUUACAGGUGAAAGGAGAUAAUGGACUCCUGCAGGGUCUGGGAAGAGGUUUAAUUGGAUCAACUAAACAAUUUAGAACAGGGUUGGAACAAAGACCAGGAGUUGGCUACCCCUGCCCUUGACAGAGAAGCUGCAUGUUGUAAUUAGCGAUCUAUGGCGAUGUACUGUGCAACCCUGAGUGUCACAGUUCGUAUUGUCUAAUGAAAUAUCACGCGUGACACAAUUAAUUGCUUCACCUCUCCGCAGUCGAGUGACUUCUCCAAAUAGCAUAUUCUUCUGUUACCAAUUAAGACGUUAUUUCUGGAGUUUUAUUUGAACGGCGUCCGAGUGGGAAGUAAAACACUGAAGAUUAUUCGUGCGGCUAAUGCUAUUAUGUUUUGGAAAACGGCAAGAAUAUUUUUCCUGGUAAGCCCAGGAACAGUAUGUUUUACAGGGGCAUUUUAAACGGUCUGAUGUGUAAGAGCUUAUUAGCCACAUACAGUCUGCCCUGUGUUAGUAAUCUUGAAAUCUAACUUGGGUCAGUCUGCUGCUUGGGCUUACCUUAUCUUCACACAGCCUCUGCAAAUUGGGAAAGAAAUGUGCAGAUGCAGGGAAAAAAAAAUGUGUUUUGUGCUGAACAAUCAGUUUGGGGAGCAGCAAAGGACUAAGUACCUUCAUUUUUCAAUAGCAGCGCAAAAUACAUAUCUUUUAGUGAGGGGGUGGGAGGUAAAAUCACAAGUUCUGUAAGAAGAGAACAUUAAAAAACAUAGGCGAGUAAAGGUUUUUAUUAUUUCUUUACUUACUUAUUUGUAGUUUAGCUGUAAUUGAAAAAUAAUAAAUAUCGAAAGCUUGGAGUGUACAGUGGGUGUUUUUUCCCCCGCCUAGGGCUGUUACAGUAUUAGACUGGUCUAUAUACCACAGGAAAAAUGACCCCUUCAUAGGAAACAUAUUACAAGGGCAAUUAGCCUAGAGCAGAAAAAUCGGGCCCUCAACACCAAAACAGGAUGCAACUUGGGUGAUUUUAAAACAUUUUGAGACUGUGUCACACACUCUGAGGGGGGGGGGGGGGGCUUCAAAUGAGAUGCGACCUCCGACAUGGUCGGAUCAGCUAAGGCCAGGUGAUGGAGGUAUGCAAUGUUCUUGGGGGUUUAAAUGUUGCAAAGCAAUCUCAAAACAUGUUCGUUUUUCUUUACUUGUGUUAAUUUUCUUUUCAAAAUCAAGUACCCAAAUUCUGUGUCUGCAUGUUGUUUCUUUGCCUGUACUGUUUGAAGGCCUGUACUCAUGAUGUAGAAUGUAAGGAGCUCAGCACCCCUUUCUGGUGAUCUUCGUUACUGCAGAAGUAACUUUUACACAACCUUCUGCUUGUACUUUAUGAAACCUACCCAGCCAUGACAUUGUGCACAGCCUCGAAUUGAACUUCUCCCACAGCUACGGGUGCCAACACUUGCUAUUUCCCUGUGCUUCAGUAUACCUAGGAUUUGAAGCGCGUUAGUAUUUCUCCGACAGGGAUCUCGAAAAACAAACAGCAGAAAAUAAGUCUAGUUGUAAAUGCAUCUCAUUUUUUUCACCCAAGCAGCCGUUUUCAUGAUCAUUCAUUUUGAAUCAUACUGACCUCCAACAGACUAACUUGAUGUUUUCGGUUUAGUAUUAGAGAUUGUUUUUUUUUUGGUGAAUCUUGAUAAUGUGUUUGAGUGUACUUGUCUGCAUUUAAUAAACAUUCACAUUUUAUAUUUA
Molecule: messenger RNA, 4875 nt
Organism: Acipenser ruthenus (sterlet)
Lineage: Eukaryota; Metazoa; Chordata; Actinopteri; Acipenseriformes; Acipenseridae
Product: fibrinogen C domain-containing protein 1-like
Exons: 9
Coding region: 704-2170 (488 amino acids)
Source: RefSeq, a predicted model, not a curated record